CUUGAAGGUUAAAACGGAAGUUACUGAUACCGGGAAACAAAUAAGAAAUGCGACGUAAUUUUUGAUUCUUAUCAAUACAUGGAAAACGUCUGCCCGUGAAUAUACUUCUCGGGGAGAAAAGCAAGGUUUAAAUUCUGAUAGAUAUUGAGGAUGAGCAGGUCAAAUCAGUCUCACGGAGUGUCUGAUGCGUUGAACCAAACUUACGGACGAUAUUCUUUGUCCCAAGAUGAGGCCUUUUAUGAAGCGAAUCCCAGCUCUCGUGGACGGGAUGGUAGAGUAGAACCUGCAAGGACCAGUUCGUACUCAAUGCGAAGCGGACAAGGAUCAAGCCAGUUGCAAGAGCAACUGCAGCGUCAGAGAUCGAAAGAAGCAAGCAAACAGAUGUUAAGCACAGUUUAUGGAAAUACGAUUUCAAUGCUUGAAGAAUUUGAAAGUAGGGAACAACAAGGUCGCCACCGGCUUCCAAAGUCCCAUAUUCCUACUCCUGACCAGUCGUGGAAAACCAACGAGGAUAUUCAGAGUGUGUUGGAAACGCAGCUCAUGUGUUUAGAAACUCAAAGAAAAUCCUGUCCAAAUGAUGCUCGCAACGAAUUGCUGGAUGAUCUAAAGAGGAAAACGAUACACUGGGCAUCUGUUCGUGAAGAAAACAAUUGUCCUAGGCAACAAACGGACAAGUAUGCCGCUAAGAUCUACGAGAUUCUGGACAAAGGGAAGACUGACCAUGCCUUUAAUCAUCGCCCAAGACCAGUCAUCACCGAGAGGACAAUUCGCGAAACAAUGCCGCACAUCAUGAGGGGAAAACAUGAUCAAAUGGAACUUGACAGACAAUUUCGAGACGAUAGAAACAGAAUGUCUAGAACUCCAGCAGUGAGACGUGCUACAGGACGCAAUGUUGUUAAAUUAGGGAGUUCCCGAAUCGGAAAAGAAAAUCCUCACCUGCAGUUCUCACUCGAUGCUCAAGACGACGGUUAUUUUGACAACAAAUAAUAAACAAUACCUGUCAUGGAAAAAAAAAACGUCUUUACGUUCUACAUUUUAAUUCUUUUUAUGUCUAAUUUGGUUUUAAGAGUGCGAGUGUAAAUAAGACAAACUAUUUGUAUUUUGAUGAACCAUACUACACGUUGAAGUUCACAAGGAGUUAUACUUUAAAUAAAAACAUAAUGCAUUGACGUCGUCCAGGUCUGUGCUAAAUACGACCUUUAUGGAUGUAUUUAUAGUUAAUUAGUGAUUGUAUUUAUGCUUGAAAUUUGCCGUCUGUUUUUACCUUUGGGCACCAUAAUAAUAAAAUAUACAUUUUU
Mya arenaria is the source of this 1298-nucleotide messenger RNA. RefSeq lists its product as uncharacterized. Lineage: Eukaryota; Metazoa; Mollusca; Bivalvia; Myida; Myidae. Bases 151 to 987 code for a protein of 278 amino acids. The record is from RefSeq and is a predicted model, not a curated record. The transcript has 6 exons.